This is a messenger RNA of Guyanagaster necrorhizus, 1176 nucleotides long. RefSeq lists its product as uncharacterized. Bases 1 to 1176 code for a protein of 391 amino acids. Lineage: Eukaryota; Fungi; Basidiomycota; Agaricomycetes; Agaricales; Physalacriaceae. The transcript is spliced from 3 exons. The record is from RefSeq and is a predicted model, not a curated record.
AUGAAGUGCUCGUCUUUCUUGUCCUUUUCUCUCUGUUUAUCUCUUUCAUGGGCCCUCACGAAUAUAACGAUCGAUGAUACUGACAUCAGCAUGAUUAACUACCAAGGAACCUGGGAUAAUAGCAGCAGCCAUACGUCCUCGUUGGACUACGGGGGUAGCCAUACAUUGAGCAGUGAAAGCUCAGCUUCUGCUACCUUCACAUUUACAGGUGUCGCUGUAUAUUAUCUUUCCCCUUUGUGGCCGUACUGGGUCAACUCAACGAUUACGAUAGACGGUGGGGAUGAGACUACCCUCAACCUCACGGAUCCCGUCGCUUCAACGACCGAAGCUGGCGGUUCAGAAUCAUCGCCGUAUGCUGUACGGUGGGGCAAGACUGGGCUGUCAAACUCUUCGCAUCAAGUCGUUGUCUCGAUGGCGCCGUCAGGUAACUGGAUAGUCGUGGAUGGAUUUAUUUACACUGUCGAUAACGGUUCCGAGACUGCCACGUCUUCUUCUGCUUCCGCUUCUUCUUCCGCUUCUGCUUCUGCAGCAGCAACCAGUAGCUCUGUCAGUGGCAACAGUUCGGGAACCAAUGUCUUGGGUAUCGCCCUCGGUGCUGCACUUGGUGCCGUCACCCUGUUGGCAGCCAUCGGUAUCUUCUUCUUCUGUUAUCGACGGCGGCAAAACACAUCCAACACUCAGGCUACGCUCGACAAGCCAUGGGAUGAUAUCGGAGCACAAACAUUAUCCACUCCAUUCUCUCCACCCGCACCGUCUUCAGACUUCAGGUACUCGCACGUCUCUACCAGCAGUGUCAGCGGAUUCCUUCCAUCUCUUCCCGUGACAGCGGCGUCUUCCACGUUCCCACUAAUGGCCGCUGCGAAUUCCUCCUACAAAGGACAUGCCGGCAGUGGAUCCGUCUCUAGCGCGGUGGUGCCGUCUUCACAUCCAUUGAUGGUAGCCAAUCCCGGUCAUGAGAGCACCCCUUUCACUCCCUAUCACGAGUCGCUGUAUGCAUCAUCAACGGGCGAUGUCAAUUUUGCAGGAUUAGGCACUGGAAUGGCCACAGAACCUGUUGCCGGUAGCAGUACAAUGUCGAUGUCCUCGUCGCCGUCACAGCGCUACGCAGAUGAGAAGAGAGCGCAGAGCAGGGUCGUUGCGGAAAAGCUGCCUCCACCUGCAUAUUCUGAAAAUUAG